AUGGGGAUAUCAAGCGUACCUGGCCUGGGGGAUGCCUUCCUGCCACUAGCCUUCCUUCCUCUGUUUCUGCUCAAGGAUGGUGUCAACUGGAUACUGCUUCAGGUCAUGGGCAACCAUCAAGACACCAUCGAGGUCGCCUCCGCCAUGCCAGUGGCGUCGAUGCGACAUCAACGACAGCAGCCAGGGCAACAAGGAGAAGAAGAAUGGUGUUGUAGCGUUUGCCUGCAGGGACUGGAAAAUGGAAGGGAAGAAGUUAGCCAAAUAGUGGCGUGCAACCACUUAUUCCACCGAGCUUGCCUUGAGCGAUGGCUUCUGGUCGGCAUGGGAAGCACCUGCCCCUUAUGUAGGUCCACACUCCACUAG
Molecule: messenger RNA, 363 nt
Organism: Dendrobium catenatum
Lineage: Eukaryota; Viridiplantae; Streptophyta; Magnoliopsida; Asparagales; Orchidaceae
Product: E3 ubiquitin-protein ligase RNF149-like
Exons: 1
Coding region: 1-363 (120 amino acids)
Biological process (GO): protein ubiquitination
Molecular function (GO): zinc ion binding; ubiquitin protein ligase activity
Source: RefSeq, a predicted model, not a curated record